CAAAAGAUUCAUCUUCAGGUCUUCUUCUUCGAUGAAUCCUGGAAUGCGAAUCAAUUGUUAAGUUGAACUCUUCCUUAUUCCCCAUCAAUCAAAGAAAAAAAAAACAGGGUAUUGUGAGAGGUGACAAAAUGAAUAACUUUCCCAAGGUAUUUUGUGGGUGGAGCUGGGAGGAGAACAAGUUGUUUGAGCUGGCUCUAGCGGUGGUCGACGAGCAACACCCGCAUCGUUGGGAAGCGGUUGCAGCCAUGGUAGGAGGGCAAAAAAGUGCAGAAGAUGUGCAAAAACAUUAUGUCAUUCUUUUGGAGGAUUUGCAGUUUAUAGAGUCGGGCAAACUUGACCAUAGUCUCGGCGAAGAAGAUCGAUCCGUAUGCUGGACCAAUGAAGAUAACAAACUACCGGUACGAUUGGACAUAAAUUGAUCACCGGGGCAGUGUUCGUUUAUGGUAGCAGAUUGUUAUUGGUGG
This is a messenger RNA of Hibiscus syriacus, 464 nucleotides long. RefSeq names its product protein RADIALIS-like 3. The transcript is spliced from 2 exons. The record is from RefSeq and is a predicted model, not a curated record. The coding region runs from base 129 to 419 and encodes 96 amino acids. Gene Ontology annotation, molecular function: DNA-binding transcription factor activity. NCBI's taxonomy places the organism in Eukaryota, Viridiplantae, Streptophyta, Magnoliopsida, Malvales, Malvaceae.